Messenger RNA from Strongylus vulgaris, 1902 nucleotides. The record is from the annotation of a GenBank genome assembly. NCBI's taxonomy places the organism in Eukaryota, Metazoa, Nematoda, Chromadorea, Rhabditida, Strongylidae.
AUGGAGCAGAUGACAGUGUCAUUGAGCCAUGCUCUGGACGAGGAGGUUGUUGACAAAGUAGUGUAUUUGGCAACAGCGCAAGGAAGUAGUCUGUCCACUUCUGCUGUAGAAGAGAUUCAGAAGGCUAUGGAAGUGAGCUUGCAACAUCCGGAACAGUCGGAGGGGGUUCAGGAGCAAAAGCCUGAAGGAAUCAAAGCUGCUCUUACUAGAAGCAUACGCACCCUAACCGAUGAGAAUGUUUAUAGUCUUUGGGAGACGAAGUCGACAAGCGAAGUAGUGGAACUUAAGGCUAUGGAAGUAAGCUUGCAACAUCCGGAACAGUCGGAGGGGAUUCAGGAGCAAAAGCCUGAAGGAAUCAAAUCUGCUCUUACUAGAAGCAUACGCACCCUAACCGAUGAGAAUGUUUACAGUCUGUGGGAGACGAAGUCAACAAGCGAGGUAGUGGAACUUGUAAAUACACUGAAAUUACUGGAAAGUGUAGCUCUGGAUGCCUUUGAGCCAACAGAGGCUGCCACAGAAUUGGUCAAACAGCUGAGGAGAGAAGAACCAGAACAACUUCUGGUGAAGAUUCUUACUGAGAUAGAGAGAAUUUCCGUAAAAAGGAUAUUCUACGACUCAAGAACUCAUUGGGAAACACAUUUGGAAGGAAAAGGACCACGUGCGGAAACCCUUGGCCAACUUUCAGAAUACCAGCGCUCAAAGGCUUGGGAAACUGUAAGGGAACAAGGACGAGAACAGGCUGAGAUAGCCCUUACUAAAUACCAGCGCUCAAAGGCUUGGGAAACUGUAAGGGAACAAGGACGAGAACAGGCUGAGAUAUCCCUUACCAGUGGAGUACUCGAAGUUGAAUUGGAUAAGCAUGAGGAGACUAGUAAAUCCAUAGAAAGUAGCAGAAAGCUAGCUGUACAGACUACAACUGCAGCCGCUACAGAAGAGAAUGCUGAAGUCAGAAUGGAUCUUGUACAGUCAAAAGACGACAUUGUAGAUAUAACAACCAGUAGACAAAUUCCAGUUACCGUAACCACUUCCCUAAUUGGUCAAGCAAGCACUGCUAGUGAAAUCGCCACUGAUCUCGCAAUCAAUAUUCCCGAACAAAAUGUAGCUUUAGACUUCACGGCAAAGGAUCGUAUCAUUGUGGAGGAUGCUGUGAAGGCUAAAGAAAUUUUGGAGGAAAAUGCGCUUAGCAGUUGGCAAACAGUGGAGAAAAGCGCAUCUAGUGAGAUUACCUUAGGUGCAAAAGCAAAAGAACGCGAUCAAAUGCAAAGUACAAUGCAGGCGAGCAAAGAGACAACAAUAGAAGCUGAGCAAAACUUGUCAAGAGUCCAACAGCAAAGCGUCGAAAUGCAAGUUAAAUCCGUAGAAAAGCAAAGUGACAGCAAACAAUUCCAUGUUGAGAGCGAAACCGAGCAAUUCCACCUAGAAAACAAACAAAUCAACGUAGCCAACGAAUUCGCAAACAUUCCAGACGUAUCCAGAACCACUACCACCUCAACAGCACACGAAUUCGGGUCUGAAGUCACGGGUACCCUUGGCUCAUACGGGUAUCUACAACCGAAAGAAGAGCAGCAGGCCACAGCUGAGUCGACAAUUACCCUGGGUCGACUGCUGGUAGGAGACAAGACUCUACCUGCGUCAAAGCAAGAAGUAUUGGAGCUAAGCGAAGAGUUCAGAAUGGAUGCCAAGACAGGUACGGCUGAAAGUACGAAAUUCACGAGAGUUGUGGAUCGAUCAGCCAUGGCUACGAGAGCUUCACAGGAGGAGAAGACUAUCAAAACGGUGGAAUACUAUCAAAGAGAGCAAAGAUAUAACAUAGGAGCAACUGAGGUCGAAAAGCUGAAGCUACAAGCCGGAGAAUCUAUGAAAGAAGCAGGUGACGAAGCUGUUUAUGGAAUCUGGAAGACC